AUGGCCGCAGGCAGUAAUCUAUCACUGCGCUUUUGCUCUAUGUUAAUGGCUUUCCAUUUUGCUCUAUCUGCAUCUUUUCAAUUAAACGAUCCAGAUUGGUAUUUUUGGUUUCCUCUAUAUGCCAUUGCUUGUGUUGUCAAUUUGGUCAACGGAGUGAAAACAGAGAAAAAAAGGAGAAAAAUGGCCAAAUUUGCAGUUUGGCUUGGGAUGUUCUUGUUCAUCAAGGUUAUAAUUGAAGAUUUCAUUGAUGGAAUAGCUGGAUUUUGGUCGUUCGAUGUGCGGGAGAGAGUUGUUAGAGAAAAAAUUGGAAGCGGAUUGGUUAUUGGCUCCAUGUUUAUGCAAUUGGAAUCAUCAACACACCCAACUCAUCCCAGCAGCAAUCAGCAAAGGACUCAAGUUGCAAAUCUAGGAAUGCCAAUUUUGGUGGGGAUUAGUCAUAGCCUUUCUCUGUUUUUCUUUGUAUUCCAACACGGAGAGAUUAAAUUUUGA
Messenger RNA from Fraxinus pennsylvanica, 489 nucleotides. The record is from the annotation of a GenBank genome assembly. NCBI's taxonomy places the organism in Eukaryota, Viridiplantae, Streptophyta, Magnoliopsida, Lamiales, Oleaceae.